AUGAACGGAACUAAGCAGACUCGCUUCGAUGUCAUUAUCAUCGGCGCAGGCAUCUCCGGCAUCAACGCCGCGUACCGCAUCCAGGACCAACUCCCUGGUUACAGCUAUACCAUUCUCGAGGCCCGCGACGACUUAGGUGGUACCUGGGAUCUUUUCAAGUAUCCGGGAAUCCGCUCUGAUUCCGAUCUCUUCACCUUCGGCUUCCAGUUUAAUCCCUGGUCUCGCGCGAACCCGAUUGCCGAGGGCGGCGCCAUCAAAGAGUACAUGCGUGAGACAGCGGCCAAAUAUGGCAUCGACCAACAUAUUCUCUACAAUCACCGUCUGUCAUUGGCGGACUGGUCCUCCGACGACAACGCCUGGUCGCUGGCUGUCAACUCCAACGGCACCGACCAGACCUUCACCGCCCGCUACGUCAUCUUUGGGACGGGCUACUACAACUACGAGGAACCCCUGAAGGCCGACAUCCCCGGUCUGGAGAACUUCCAGGGCCAGAUCGUGCAUCCGCAGCUCUGGCCUGAAGAUCUCCAAUAUAAGAAUAAAAAGAUCGUCAUCAUCGGCUCCGGCGCUACAGCUGUCACUCUCCUUCCCACUCUCGCUCAGGAUGCCACCCGUGUCACAAUGCUACAGCGCAGCCCUACCUACAUCGCCUCCGUUCCCAAUCAUACAAGCACCUACUGGCUCUCCUAUAUCCUGCCCAAGGCGCUGUAUGAUAAGCUGCAACUCCUGAUUUGGGUCUACAGCACGCGCAUGAUCUUCCUCUUCUGCCAGCGUUUCCCGAAUUUCUCCCGUUGGCUGCUCAAGUUGACUCUGCGCAACCAGUUGCCCAGUCAUAUUCCAUAUGACCCACACUUCAAGCCUAGGUACAAUCCUUGGGACCAGCGGUUAUGUGUCUGUCCCGAUGGCGAUUUCUUCCGCUGUCUCCGACAGGGCAAAGGCGACGUGAAGACCGACACGAUCCGCCAGGUUACGAAGAAUGGGCUUAUCUUGAAUUCUGGCGACCAGCUGGAAGCUGAUAUCAUUAUCACUGCUACUGGACUGAAGUUGCAGAUCGCGGGUGGCGCUGCACUGUCAGUUGACGGGAAGAAGAUCGACGCAGGUGACAAGUAUAUGUGGAACGGAGUCAUGCUUCAGGAUCUGCCUAAUGCAGCCUUCGUCAUUGGGUAUACCAAUGCGUCGUGGACGCUAGGUGCAGAUGCUACAGCGCAAUUUGUCUGCCGUUUAUUGAAGAAACUUGAGUCACAGAAAUUGAUUGCUGCCGUCCCCCGCUUGAGGGAGAAAGAGGCAGCUACUCUUCAGGAUCGUCGCCUGUUGAAUCUUAAAUCGACCUAUGUCGCUACUGCCGAACACGCCUUGCCUAGGGCUGCUGAUCGCGGUCCCUGGAAACCGCGUGAUUUCUAUAUGAAGGAUAUGAAAUUUGCGUUGGGCGGUGAUAUUGAUACCGGUCUAGAGUUUGUGCAAGGACCGGAUCUGCACCUACGUGCCAAGAUGUCAUGA
Penicillium paradoxum is the source of this 1494-nucleotide messenger RNA. RefSeq names its product flavin-containing monooxygenase. Bases 1 to 1494 code for a protein of 497 amino acids. The record is from RefSeq and is a predicted model, not a curated record. Gene Ontology annotation, molecular function: flavin adenine dinucleotide binding; N,N-dimethylaniline monooxygenase activity; NADP binding. The transcript has a single exon. Lineage: Eukaryota; Fungi; Ascomycota; Eurotiomycetes; Eurotiales; Aspergillaceae.